AUGGCUUCAUCUUCUUCUGUGCUUCAUUGUCAUAAUAAUUAUAUAAAGAAGAUGGCGGUGGUGAUUGAUAACCACAGCAUUCUUCGCGGUGUCUGUGCGGAGGCAUCAAAAUGGAGCCUCCCCUCUGGUGAUGACGUCAUCAUUGUUGGUGCUGGUGUGGCUGGUGCUGCCUUGGCUUAUACUCUUGGCAAGGAUGGAAGGCGUGUUCAUGUGAUAGAAAGAGAUUUGAAAGAGCCAGACAGAAUUGUUGGUGAACUGCUCCAACCUGGAGGAUAUCUAAAAUUAAUUGAAUUAGGCCUUGAAGCAUGUAAAGCAUUCUCUCCGAAUGCAGAUUGUGUGGAGGAAAUUGAUGCUCAGCGAGUGCUUGGAUAUGCUCUCUUCAAGGAUGGGAAGAGUACUAGAUUGUCAUACCCUUUGGAAAAAUUCCAUGACGAUGUUUCUGGAAGAAGCUUCCAUAAUGGACGCUUCAUUCAGAGGAUGAGAGAAAAGGCCACCACCCUUCCCAAUGUAAGACUAGAACAAGGAACAGUCACAUCCCUGCUUGAAGAAAAUGGGACUAUUAAGGGGGUUCAAUACAAAACUAAGGAUGGUCAAGAACUUAGGGCUUAUGCCCCUCUUACAGUUGUGUGUGAUGGCUGCUUCUCAAAUCUGCGCCGUUCUCUAUGCAACCCUAAGGUUGAUGUGCCUUCUUGUUUUGUGGGUUUGAUCCUGGAGAACUGUCAACUUCCGUUUCAAAAUCAUGGGCAUGUUAUUCUAGCUGAUCCAUCACCAAUUUUGUUUUAUCCAAUUAGCAGCACAGAGAUUCGCUGUUUGGUUGAUGUACCUGGUCAAAAAGUGCCUUCCAUUGCUAAUGGUGAAAUGGCCAAUUAUUUAAAGAGCAUGGUUGCACCACAGGUUCCAUCUGAGCUUCGUGAUGCCUUCAUAUCUGCUAUAGAUAAAGGUAAUAUCAGGACCAUGCCAAAUAGAAGCAUGCCAGCUGAACCGCAUCCUACUCCUGGAGCACUUUUGAUGGGUGAUGCUUUCAACAUGCGUCAUCCAUUAACUGGUGGUGGGAUGACUGUGGCAUUGUCUGAUAUUCUUGUACUUCGUGACCUUCUAAAACCACUUCGUGACCUUAAUGAUGCAGCUUCAUUGACCAACUAUCUUGAAUCCUUUUACACCUUGCGCAAGCCAGUUGCAUCUACGAUAAAUACUCUAGCUGGUGCUUUGUAUAAAGUUUUCUCUGCUUCCCCUGAUGAGGCAAGGAAGGAAAUGCGCCAAGCAUGUUUUGACUAUUUAAGCCUUGGGGGUAAUUUCUCGGCAGGACCUGUGUCAUUACUGUCUGGUCUAAACCCUCGUCCACUGAGUUUGGUCCUUCAUUUCUUUGCGGUUGCCAUAUAUGGUGUUGGUCGUCUGCUACUUCCAUUCCCAUCACCUAAAGGCAUGUGGAUUGGAGCGAGGUUAAUUUCGAGUGCAUCUGGCAUUAUUUUCCCAAUUAUCAAAGCGGAGGGAGUGAGGCAAAUGUUCUUCCCUGCCACUGUUCCUGCUACGUAUAGAGCUCCUCCUGUUAACUGA
This is a messenger RNA of Dovyalis caffra, 1554 nucleotides long. The record is from the annotation of a GenBank genome assembly. NCBI's taxonomy places the organism in Eukaryota, Viridiplantae, Streptophyta, Magnoliopsida, Malpighiales, Salicaceae.